AUGGCGGCCCCCAGGAGGCCGGCGGAGGAGAGUGUUGUGGGGCGUAUCGCUGUGGACAUCCGUCAUCAAAGUAACUUGAAACUCAGCAAAACUGAAAAGAAGUACUUACGGAAACAGAAUAAAGCCAGGAAUACCCUGUUGAGACACGAAGGCAUUGAGCCAGUGGCCCAUGCCACGCAGAGUCUGGUCAUUGCCAAUGGUGGUCUGGGUAAUGGUGUGAGUAGGAAGCAGCUGCUCCCAGUUCUCCAGGGGUGUGGAAGUGUGGACUCUCUCUUAAUGCCACCCAAUAAACCCUACUCCUUCGUAACAUAUGCGACAACCGAAGAAGCCAGGAAAGCUUAUGCUGUUCUCCAUGGAAAAGAAAUAGUGGCUGAUUUAGGACAGAAGAUCAUUCUGUACUUGAAUUUUGUGGAAAAAGCACGGUGGAAGGCGUUGGGGCCUCAUGGCUUGCCCCCAGGCCUCUUGGUAGUAGAAGAAAUCAUUUCUUCUGAAGAUGAGAGGUUGCUACUGGAAAGUGUUAACUGGGCAGAAGACGCAGACAAUAAAAAUUGUCAGAAGUCUUUAAAGCACAGACGAGUAAAGCAUUUUGGUUAUGAGUUCCACUAUGAGAACAACAAUGUAGAUAAAGACAAGCCAUUACCUGGGGGCCUUCCUGACAUUUGUGAGCGCAUUUUGGAGAAAUGGUUGAAGGAAGGUUACAUUAAACAUAAACCUGAUCAGUUGACCGUAAAUCAGUAUGAACCUGGACAUGGAAUUCCUGCUCAUAUUGACACACAUUCGGCUUUUGAAGAUGAGAUUGUUUCUCUCAGUUUGGGUUCAGAGAUUGUUAUGGAUUUUAAGCAUCCAGAUGGUGUCCUAGUGCAAGUUAUGUUACCUCGUCGGAGUUUGCUGGUCAUGACGGGAGAAUCUAGAUACCUUUGGACCCAUGGAAUCACACCCAGAAAAUUUGACACUGUUCAUGCAUCUGAGCAUUACAGAAGUGGAAUUAUUACCAGUGAUAUUGGAAACUUAACUCUAAGCAAGAGAGGAGUACGGACUUCAUUUACAUUUAGGAAAGUGAGGCGCACACCUUGUAACUGUAAUUAUUCUCUGGUCUGUGACAGCCAGAGAAAAGAGAAGCCUCCGUCAUUUCCAGAGAGUGAUAAAGAAGCAUCCCGGCUGGAGCAGGAGUACGUCCACCGUGUGUAUGAAGAGAUUGCUGGGCACUUCAGCAGCACGAGGCACACUCCUUGGCCGUGCAUCGUGGAGUUUUUGAAGGCUUUGCCAAGUGGUUCGGUAGUGGCUGAUAUUGGAUGUGGGAAUGGGAAGUAUCUUGGCAUCAAUAAGGAGUUAUACAUGAUUGGUUGUGAUCGUAGUGAAAACCUCGUAGCCAUCUGUAGAGAGAGGCAGUUUCAGGCCUUUGUUGGCGAUGCGCUAGCGGUUCCGGUGCGCAGUGGGUCCUGUGAUGCUUGCAUCUCUAUUGCUGUCAUCCACCACUUGGCAACCGCAGAGCGUAGAGUGGCAGCUAUCCAAGAACUUGUUCGACUGUUGAGGCCUGGUGGGACAGCACUCAUUUAUGUCUGGGCAAUGGAACAAGAAUAUAACAAUCAGAAGUCCAAGUAUCUUAGAGGAAACAGAAUUAGCCGAGGAGCUCAAGAGGAGCUAACGAGUGCUACAUCUGCAGAAGGAUUGCUUGUGGAGCAAAUGCGUGGUGAGGCCUGUCAAGACUCGGCAUCUUCUGUCCCCUCCGUGAACCAUGUUCAGGAGGGAGGAAUCAGUUCAGAACUGCCUAUUCAUACUAAUAGGACUUCUUUUCAAUCUCAAGAUGUACUGGUUCCCUGGCAUCUCAAAAGGAACACUGGUAAAGACAAGGCCUCUGUGUCAUUUGGUUCCACAGAACCCCAGAACCCAGGCCCCAUCUGUCACCGGUACUACCACGUGUUUUGUGGCGGGGAGCUGGAAGCUGCCUGCCAGACACUGGGAAACGUUAGCAUUCUGAAAAGCUACUAUGAUCAGGGAAACUGGUGUGUCAUUCUUCAAAAGAGCUGACUCUUUACUGAAAAUGUCAUAUGGGGAAAAAAUAUACCUAGAUAUAUUUUUUUAAAAGGGGGACUGAAUUGAUUGUUCUCUUAUUUAAAGAAAAUGCUUGUGGAAAUGUACCAAAGGAGAGCUUCUCAGAGAAAUUUUUAAGUAGAUAUUAGUUAAGAAACCUUCAGUUUGAUACCAGGACUUCAUAAUUGUCAGCUCUUCCUACACAGCUAAUAAGAGUAGUGUUUCCGUGUACCUGAAAUGAUCCAGAUAGGGAUGGGAUGCUUGCAUGGGAGGGAGAGUACAGCAUUCUGAAGGUAACUGCGUGCUUUAAAACAUUAUUCCAGGGCCUAAACAGUGUAUGACUGAGUGCUAUAUUACAGAAAAUGUUUUCAUCAAUAGGAACUAUCACCACACCUUACUAGGAUAGAACUUACCCACAUAGUCAUGGAUGUUCAGUACAAUUUCCCUUAAUUGCUUGAGCAAAUGAACAUCUGCCCUAUUAAUUAGUAUGUGGGUAAAUGAACUACUGAAAUACACUUCUAACUCAUUUUUCUUUGGGCUAAAAUGCUCUAAAUAAGCAUUUUAUACUUGAAUAGUUGAAAUUAUUUAAUUGCUGAGAUUUUUAGUAACUGAAUAUCAGGUUUUGGAUUCUUUUUUUUUGUCCAAGACCAGGACUUGAACUUGGUACCUGAUGCUGUUGCUCAUUGGCUGGCACUGUACCAACUGGGCCACACUUCCAAUCCAGGUUUUAGAUUCUUGAUCUGCACUCAAAUACAAAGCUUAGUUGUUUUUUCUUUUAUUUUUGUGCCAGUUGUGGGGCUCAAACUU
Molecule: messenger RNA, 2838 nt
Organism: Dipodomys ordii (Ord's kangaroo rat)
Lineage: Eukaryota; Metazoa; Chordata; Mammalia; Rodentia; Heteromyidae
Gene: Alkbh8
Product: alkB, alkylation repair homolog 8 (E. coli)
Exons: 13
Coding region: 1-2028 (675 amino acids)
Biological process (GO): tRNA wobble uridine modification
Cellular component (GO): nucleus; cytoplasm
Molecular function (GO): tRNA binding; S-adenosylmethionine-dependent methyltransferase activity; 2-oxoglutarate-dependent dioxygenase activity
Source: RefSeq, a predicted model, not a curated record